Vanessa atalanta (red admiral) is the source of this 833-nucleotide messenger RNA. Its product is annotated as DNA replication complex GINS protein PSF1-like. NCBI's taxonomy places the organism in Eukaryota, Metazoa, Arthropoda, Insecta, Lepidoptera, Nymphalidae. The transcript has 3 exons. The record is from RefSeq and is a predicted model, not a curated record. Gene Ontology annotation, biological process: DNA replication; DNA strand elongation involved in mitotic DNA replication. Bases 98 to 685 code for a protein of 195 amino acids. Gene Ontology annotation, cellular component: GINS complex.
UCACAUUUAAAGUUAUAUUAGUUUGAAUUUAUUUUCAAAUUUUAGUUAGGUUAAAGGUUUUCUGUUUAUUUGUAACUGGCUUUAUUUUACUAUUGUGAUGUUUGGAGAGAAAGUAAUAGAACUUUUAAAAGAAGCAGAGAGAAAUCGCGAAACAAUUGAUUUAUAUAAUGAUGAAAAAAUACGUCAAAUUAUACAAGAAAUGCAUGUUUUAUUUAAAAUGAAUAUGAGUGACGCCAAUGCAACUACUGAAAAUAAAUCUCUAUGGACAACCGUUCAAGUUCGUCAUUCAGCAUUAGAGAGAAACAAAAGAUGCCUUUUAGCCUAUCUCUACAAUAGAAUGAUAAAAAUUAAAACUUUGCGCUGGGAGUUUGGUUCUGUUCUGCCACCAGAUGUGCGGGAGCUUCUUUCAGAUAGUGAAUAUGAUUGGUUCUCAAAAUACUCAACAAACCUGGCUACAUAUAUGCGAUCACUGGGAGAAGACAUAGGCUACAGUGGUAUAGAUCUCACUGAAAACCUAAGGCCACCAAAGUCUCUAUAUAUAGAGGUACUAUGCGUUACAGAUUACGGGAAGCUCGAAUUGGAAGAUGGUGAUGUAAUUACUCUCAAGAAAAAUAGUAGACAUUUCUUACCAACAUCUGAAUGCCAGACUCUAAUAAGACAAGGCGUUUUGAAACAAAUAAUCUGAUAUUAUUGUUGAAUUUUAUAGUCUGUAAUGGCUGGGCAUAUAAGGUUGAAUAAAAUGAAUGUCAUUAAUUUUAUAUUAAAUAAAAAUGACAUACUAUUACUUGUGAUACUUGUAUUUAUUGUUAAAGUAAAAUUGAUACUUAAAUUUA